AUGAUAGGUUCGAGUUGUGGGGAUUCUUCUCUUGUUAAUCGUGGCUGUGAUGAUGUUACUUCCGUUGCUAGUGGAAAUGUUCCCUCGAGUCGGAACGAAGAAUCUGUGACAAGUUACUCAGAUGUUCGUGAAAGAUUUUAUCUUCCUGUUAAUGUUCCUGAUGUUUCAAAGCCAAAUAUUAAUCAAUCUUUUCAGAGUCUGGAUCAGGCUUUUGUAUUCUAUAAAGAUUAUGGUCGUUUAAGUGGUUUUGAUGUGAGGAAGGGAACUGAAAAGAAGGAUGCAUUUGGUACUAUUACUUUCAAACACUAUACAUGCAGUAAAGAAGGUUCUAAUGAGUUUCGUAGUAUUUCGGACAGUAAUUCAAGUAAUGUGAAGCGUAGGCGAACUGCUUCUACAAGGUGUUGUUGCAAAGCGAAGAUAGUUUUGAAGCUUAAUAAAGAUAGACAAUACUUUGUCUUUAAGUUUGAUGAAGUGCAUAAUCACCCCUUGGUUGAUGAAUCUGGAAGUAAAGCUUAUGGAUUGAUGAAAGAAAUGGUUGGUGGUUAUUCGAAUGUUGGAGCUACAUUGAGGGAUUUUAGGAACUUUAAUCGGGAUUUGAAAGAGUACAUUGGUGAAAGAGAUGGGCAGAUGUUGAUUGAUAAGUUUAAAGUUUUUCAGGAGAGCUCAAGUUCUUUCUAUUAUGCGUAUGAGCUUGAUGAAGCAGGGCGUUUGACAAAGCUUUUUUGGGCUGAUGCAAUUUCUCGGAGGAAUUUUGAGGUUUAUGGUGAUGCCGUCUCAUUUGAUGCGACGUUUGACACAAAUAAGUAUAACAUGAUUUUUGCCCCAUUUACUGGGGUUGAUAAACAUGAAAAAUGCAUAACCUUUGCUGCAUGCCUUUUGUCAAAGGAAGAUGUCACGCACUAUAAAUGGGUUUUUGAUCAAUUUUCUACAUGUAUGGGGCGACAUCCUGUUGUUAUUGUGACAGAUCAGUGUCCUGCAAUGAAAAUUGUAGUUUCUUCGUCGCUUUCUUCGAAAAAUGGUCUUGUUGCUACUAAGCACCGUUUGUGCAUGUGGCAUAUCAUGCAAAAGUUUCCUAUAAAGCUUGGUUGGGAAGCUGUUAUCAAAGAAUUUAAUUUGGAGAAUGACAAGUGGCUGACUGAUAUGUAUGCUAUUAGAUCAUUGUGGAUUCCAGCCUUUUUCAGAGAUGAGCCUAUGUUUGGGUUGAUGAGGACCACACCUAGGUCAGAAAACGAGAAUUUUUUCUUUGCUCAGUUUCAUAGACAAGCUGACACAUUAUGUGAGUUUUGGUUGCGGUUUCAAAGUGCCAUGGAAAGACAAAGAAACGAGACAAAGAGACUGGAUGAAGAGUCGAAAUCAAGCUUUCCUACUACUUUGUCUAGAUGGUUUAUUGAAGACGAUGCAGCUGAUUUGUUCACUCGAACGGUUUUUUACAGAGUUCAGGAGGAAAUUCUGGCAGCUUGUUUGGAUAUGCAGAUAAAGCGAAUGAGUGAAGAAAUAGAUGGUGUUACGAACUUUAAAAUUAAGGAUGUGAAAGUUAAAGAAAAGAUCUUCAAGGUGUCGGUUAGUAAAGAUCAUGUUGUUUGUUCCUGCAAAAAGUUUGUGAUGUGUGGUAUAGUUUGCCGACAUAGCUUUUGUGGCAUGAAGCAAAUUGGAGUAACUAGAUUCCCUAGAAGUCUUCUUCUUAACCGUUGGUCCAAAAUUGCGGAUUCUGGAAGCUCAUGUGAUAUGAUAUCUACUGAUUACUUGAAGAUGGAAAAUGUUUCUUUGAAAUUGAUGAACAUUUGGUUUGACUUUCGUCAAGUUCUUAACAAGGCUGGAUUGCAGAUGGAAGCUCCGGAAUUUGUUCAUAAGACAGUCAAGCAGUUGGGCAGUGAAGUUGGAGGUGGUUGUACUGAUGGUGGUGGUUUUUCAAAAAAAGACCAUCUUGCUUCUUUGAUUGGUGACCAACCUCAGGGUGAGAUUACAGUUUUAGUUCCUAAUGUUUCCAAAAACAAAGGAAACUAUUUCAAAUCAACAAGGUUGAUUAGCGAGAGAGAGAAAACAAUUACUAAGUCAAAAAAGAGAAUCCGAAAGUGUAAAGAAUGUUUAGCAACUACUCAUGAUUCACGUAAUUGUCCAAAGAAGAAGUUACAGAAAUAA
Molecule: messenger RNA, 2139 nt
Organism: Daucus carota subsp. sativus
Lineage: Eukaryota; Viridiplantae; Streptophyta; Magnoliopsida; Apiales; Apiaceae
Product: protein FAR1-RELATED SEQUENCE 5-like
Exons: 6
Coding region: 1-2139 (712 amino acids)
Biological process (GO): regulation of DNA-templated transcription
Molecular function (GO): zinc ion binding
Source: RefSeq, a predicted model, not a curated record